AUGGGAAAUCUCAUAUCUGCUGUUCGACUUCCGGGUGUGCAGGUUUGUACGAGUAGCAACAAGUUAUUUGCUCUAACAUAUUCAGCUCUAAUUGACCAUGCUAAACUGCUUCGUGAAGUUAUUGCUCAUCCAGAAAUGACCAAAGAAGGAACAACAUUAGAUUACUUCAUAAAACAAUAUUGCAUUCGCAUGCAAAACGAUGAAAUGGGAACUUCGUAUCAACAAUGGUUACUACCAUGGCAAAUUGAUUGGAUUUGGCAUGUGCAUCGUCUUCAUCCAGUUGCGUACUUUCAUGAUUCUGAAGAUGGAGGUGGAAGUCUUGGUGGUUGUGGUGGUGGAUGUGGUGGAUGUGGUGGAUGUGGUGGUGGUUAA
Rotaria sp. Silwood1 is the source of this 372-nucleotide messenger RNA. The record is from the annotation of a GenBank genome assembly. NCBI's taxonomy places the organism in Eukaryota, Metazoa, Rotifera, Eurotatoria, Philodinida, Philodinidae.